GCGAGCCGGAGGCGCGCAGUUCGGGAGCGUCCGCGCACUUGGGAGGUGCGGAGCCGGGGCUCCGCUGCGCGGGCGUGAUGUCCGACAACGAGGACAAUCUUGACGGUGACGACUUUGAUGACGUGGAGGAGGACGAAGGGCUCGAUGACUUGGAGAAUCCCGAGGAGGAGGGCCAGGAGAACGUUGAGAUCCUUCCCUCGGGGGAGCGACCCCAGGCCAAUCAGAAACGGAUCACCACACCGUACAUGACCAAGUACGAGCGCGCCCGAGUGCUGGGCACCCGGGCCCUCCAGAUCGCGAUGUGUGCCCCCGUGAUGGUGGAGCUGGAGGGGGAGACGGACCCCUUGCUCAUCGCCAUGAAGGAGCUCAAGGCCCGGAAGAUCCCCAUCAUCAUCCGCCGCUACCUGCCCGACGGCAGCUACGAGGACUGGGGCGUGGAUGAGCUCAUCAUCUCUGACUGAGUCGGGGCUGGGCUCUGACAGUAAUAAAUUGCCGCCCUGCA
Molecule: messenger RNA, 502 nt
Organism: Echinops telfairi (small Madagascar hedgehog)
Lineage: Eukaryota; Metazoa; Chordata; Mammalia; Afrosoricida; Tenrecidae
Gene: POLR2F
Product: RNA polymerase II, I and III subunit F
Exons: 5
Coding region: 78-461 (127 amino acids)
Biological process (GO): DNA-templated transcription
Cellular component (GO): nucleus; RNA polymerase I complex; RNA polymerase II, core complex
Molecular function (GO): DNA-directed RNA polymerase activity; DNA binding
Source: RefSeq, a predicted model, not a curated record